AUUAAUCUGAUGGCAAAAUAAACCCUUUUUAUUUUAAUGAAACAAAACCGGAGGAGGAGGAAGAAAAGAAAGAUCAGUAAUCUUGUAAGCCUCCAUCUCAGGGAUUUUGGGAGAUCUUCAGGUCCUUUUCCCCACUUUUGCCUUCCCGCUAAAACGAAGUUCGGCCGCCUGGGACGCGCAUAAUCACCAGCACUCGGAAAGGAGAUUCUCUCCCCGUCGUUGUCUGGUUGGAGCGGAGCGGAGCGGAGAGGGAGAUUUCUGGGCUUCACCGCCCUCUGGCCGUUGAAAUCCAUGAUCGGCAGCGCCCUAUGGACCCUUCCCAACCGCACGCCCAAUCUCCGAUCAAUGAUGAAGACGAUGAAUGGGACACCGAUGGGUUCGUGAUUCCAAGCUUAGAAAUAGAUAGCAGAGAUCAAUCCACAAAGAAUGAUUCGGAAGCAGAAAUCCCCGAACCUCCUCCUCCGAAGGCAAGUUUUAAAACAGCCCUAUUCGUUCAGGGUGAAAGGGAAGAAGAGCAGAUUUACUUAGGCCCGCACGGUGCACCACCUUCUCAAGCAAAGCAGCAGCAGCAGCAGCAGCAAGAAGUGAACUCAUCCAGCCGCAAACAAAGAUUUAAGCAGACGCUGAAGGACGCUGAUAAGAGGAUCAGCAGAACAGGGCGGGAGAAUAAGUUGGAGAAUCUGCGGGAACUAGUUGGUGGCGGCGGAGGAGGGAAAGCAGGCACCAAGAUGCAGCAGCAGCAGCAGAAGAGCUCUUCUCCUAAGGAAUGGCUGGACCCUCAUUGCCAUGAAUCCCAGUUUGAGAAGUGGCAUCCACAGUGAACUCUACAGUUUGUUUGAAGAUUUAACAAUCCGUUAGAAACAUCAGCUUGUCCUGGCCAUGCUUGUUGACAACGAUAUUAAUAAUCAUUUAGCUGAACCUUGUUGAUGCUGGUUUUAUUGCCC
Messenger RNA from Linum tenue, 944 nucleotides. Lineage: Eukaryota; Viridiplantae; Streptophyta; Magnoliopsida; Malpighiales; Linaceae. The record is from the annotation of a GenBank genome assembly.